UUGACUUAUGAUCUCAACUAUAUAAAAUAUCAUAAGUAUUCGUAUGAUAAGUGAUAGUAUAAAUAAAUCACAUAUAAGUUAAUCAUAACCAUUUUGGACUUAGAUCUCAUUGAAUGAUUUAAUUGUUAUUCGGUAAUAACUAUGCAUAUAACCAUCAUUAUUACUAUGAUUAUCAUUACUAAUCUUUGUUGAUAAACAUCAGUCUUUAAUUUGUCCAUAUAACCAUGACUUUUUAUCCUUUUUAUUUGAUAAGUUCAGUUUAUUUUUUCUAUCUUCAUAUAACAAAAGAUACUAAAUCUCCAUGUAUAUAUCUACGUAAUUAUUACGGAUUAGCAAUUAAAUCAUGUAAUGAGACCUAAGUCCAAGAUGGUUAUAUGAUUAUUAUUGUUUGGUUUUUUUUUGUAAGAAUUGAAUAAAAUUCAUCGAAAGAUAACUUGUACUGAUGGGUGACCUAUGCUCCUCUACGAGAGGGGUAAGUUAAAGAUAACUUGAAAAGAUAUAGAUGAUUAUUGAUUAUUAGUUAAUGAAUAUAUAUACACAUACAUACAUACAUAUAUAUAUAUAUAUAUAUGUCAUCUCUCGUAAUACUGAACUUUGGAUAGUAACAAACAACAUUCAAACAUUGAAGUAUGAACUCGUUUAUUCGAUUGAUUGUUGUUGGGGUUGUUUUCGUUUCUCCUCUUUUUUUUUAAAUCUCCAUCCAGUUUAAGUAUAUAAAGGUUUAUGUUGUGUUAUGGUCCAAUAUUAACUUAUCAUGUUAUUAAUUACAUUAUUCAUGAUAUCAUUUUGUAUUGUGAAUUGUAAACCUUUAAAUAAUAUUAAACAUCAUUUGAUUGUUGAUGAUGAAUAUAAUGGAAAUAAUGUUGAUGUUGAGCAAAUCUACUUGACUGAUCCUCCUACAUCGGAAGCUUAUCAUGAUAUUACCGAAUCAACUACAACAAGUCAAUAUUAAAAUAUUAUAAUAAACAAUCAUUUCUAUUAGUUUGUUUGAUUUCUUGAUUAUUCGAUGUUAUUCCAUAAGUUUACAUCAAUAACUGAUUAUCAUCUUUGAUCAAUUAACCAUGUAACAUGUUGCCAAUGAAAGAAUAAAGUUAGUAGAAUAACUAAGUAUAC
This is a messenger RNA of Schistosoma rodhaini, 1113 nucleotides long. The record is from the annotation of a GenBank genome assembly. Lineage: Eukaryota; Metazoa; Platyhelminthes; Trematoda; Strigeidida; Schistosomatidae.